AUGGUAACGAUUUCCGUGAAGUCUUUCGUGGCCCUCGUGGGGGACGAGGACGGGGUGGUUCUCGCGUUUCACGGGCUCUCCGUGGAGGUUCUCGUGAUGGUCGCAGCGGCGCUUUCCACAGAACCAGCCACAGCUAAUCCUAUCACCGCAAUCUCCCCCUCCCCUCUCGCUCCGGACGAACUUCGUCCAAGGCAGAACGAGGCGACUCCAGGUGCUGAAUAA
Molecule: messenger RNA, 222 nt
Organism: Penicillium vulpinum
Lineage: Eukaryota; Fungi; Ascomycota; Eurotiomycetes; Eurotiales; Aspergillaceae
Exons: 1
Coding region: 1-222 (73 amino acids)
Source: RefSeq, a predicted model, not a curated record